AUGUCAACGCCGACAACUGCCACGGCCACCCUCCCUCCCCAUUACCGUCACCAUCACCCGCACCACCACCAUCAUUAUCCGCCCUACCCACACCUGCAGACCAGCGACGCUUCUUAUCGGCCACUUGCUUUCUCGUCUGCUACUGCCACAAACCCUGGCCUGCCUACCCCGUCUUCGACAGCCUCGGCUGCGCCCAUCUCCAAUCGACAUCACGUACCGUCGUCGUCGUCGUACACCACCAACGCGGUCUAUUCCGCCAACCAAUACCCCCCAAAUGGAGUAGCUGCUUCCGUCGCCUCUGCAAGACCGACUCAAGACUCAUCGAGAACAAAUUCGACCCCGAGAUCCGACGCCAAUCACGCCGCGAUGCCUCCCUCGGCCGCCUCGGCCACACAAACUCAUGCCGACAGCCAGCCGAGGAAACGUCGGAGGUCCAAAGAGCCUGACUGGAACAGCUUCUACAAGAACGGCCUUCCCAGAGAGAUCAUUGUCAUUGAUGACACACCCGAGCCUGACCAGAAUGCUUCUUCAACACCGUAUACGAAUGGCCACGUGAACGGCUCAGCCAAUGACCAGAGUACCCGGCAUAUUGCCAAGAAGAGGAGGAAAGAUGACGGUGCUGGGGUCUAUGACGCCAGACUAAAUGGCUCGCAACACCAUAGCCCCAAUAGUGGUUCGGCCUCAACUGAUCGUACUACAUCAGCACACCAGACGACAGCUGCCACUUCGCUCGGUUCUUUGUCUUCGAAUGGCCAGCACGAAUUCGAGUCUCAACAGACCGGCCAGAAACGGAAGAGAACACGGCAGCAGAUCGCCCAGGAUGCGAAAAGGCGAGAGGUUGAGGUCCUAGGUGAUGCUUUUGUCAGCUACCGGCCCCCUCAGAAACCGGUGAAGAAGUGCGGCGAAGUCCAUUGCCGACCAGUCAAUGAGCGUUCGCACCAAAGCGGUGUCAAAGUCGACGACGACGACGGCCAUUAUAUAGUGGUCCCUGAUGCUGAACUGACAUCACAAUAUCAAAUGGUCAAACUGCUCGGGCAAGGCACUUUCGGCAAGGUGGUCCAGGCUCGGGACAAGAAGAGGGGUGGAUUGGUCGCCAUCAAAAUCAUCCGAGCAGUUCAGAAGUACAGAGAUGCUUCGAGGAUUGAGCUCCGAGUCCUCCAAACCCUCAAGGCUAACGACAACGAGAACCGCAAUCGAUGCAUCCAUCUCCGGGAUUGCUUCGAUUAUCGAGGCCAUAUCUGCAUUGUGAUGGACCUUCUCGGCUCGAGCGUCUUUGAUUUUCUCAAGGGCAACAACUUCGUGCCGUUCCCGAACAGCCAGAUACAGAGUUUUGCUCGACAACUCUUCACCAGCGUUGCUUUCCUCCACGACCUGAACCUCAUCCACACCGAUUUGAAACCCGAGAACAUUCUCCUCUGUGAUAGUGCAUACCAGACGUUCACAUACAACCGCCGGAUACCGGCUUCCUCAACUGGCAUCAACCGACAGGCCAACCAACGCAAGGUGCUUCUCGACACAGAGAUUCGGUUGAUAGAUUUCGGGUCAGCGACCUUCCAAGAUGAAUAUCACUCCUCCGUCGUCUCAACACGGCAUUACCGCGCGCCGGAGAUCAUUCUCGGAUUAGGUUGGUCGUUCCCUUGUGAUAUAUGGAGUAUCGGAUGCAUAUUGGUCGAGUUCUUUACUGGAGACGCCCUCUUCCAGACGCACGAUAACCUCGAACAUCUAGCGAUGAUGGAGAACGUCUGUGAUAGCCGGAUCGAUACUCAUCUCAUACAAGCUGUGAACAAGAUGGCUACACGUAACGGUGGCAAUCCCGCUUCCAAGUACUUCAAGAGAUUGAAGUUGGACUACCCUGGGACCGAGACUACACGAGCCUCAAGACGAUUCGUACGUGCCAUGAAGCGACUUUGCGACAUAAUCCCCGCCCCCAACAGCCCAUUUCUACGAUGCUUUGUGGACCUCCUGCAAAAGAUCUUUGUCUACGAUCCGGCGAAGCGGAUUACUGCCCGCCAAGCUCUGGAACACCCUUGGUUUCGAGAGCCUGCUAUCCCUGACGAUGGUACGGAGGCGGCCAAGAUUCGAAUGGAACGGAUAAGGGAACACGACUAUCAUGGUUCACGUGUUCCACCCGCGGUAUAG
This is a messenger RNA of Anthostomella pinea, 2139 nucleotides long. The record is from the annotation of a GenBank genome assembly. Lineage: Eukaryota; Fungi; Ascomycota; Sordariomycetes; Xylariales; Xylariaceae.